GUGGUGUAGCACUCAAGCUUUCAGCUUCAACCAACCACCAUCAAAUAGCUGCACGCGCAUGGCUUGGUAAUGGUCCAGUCAGCUCUCCCUCAUCAACUAGGCGCGGCUGAAACAAAGGUUAAAUCUCUAUCCAUCUUAGAAAUCACACAUAUAGAGCCGCCUCCUCAUUCUUGUCUCCCACACACCUUUCAAUCUCAGUUGAAGCAAGAUGAACUGUAACGAGCUCCAAGAGCACUCCAGAGCAGAUUGCUUCCUGGUCAAAAAGCCGAGGGCGCUGCAAUGGUUCUAUAAGGGACAGCUUGUCAAGGAGAAAGAGGAGGAGCGCCAGGCUGGUCGCUUCGAGCUGUUCUUGGAUCUUUUAUAUGUCGCGAUUGUCGCCAACUUCAGCGAUGAGCUUGCUGAACAUCCUGAUGGUGCUCAUCUAGCAAAGUACAUACUCAUCUUUGCGCCGGCAUGGCAUAUCUGGGCUGAUCUCCGCGAGAUCAUGAACUCGUAUUAUACCGAUGAUUUACUGCAACGACUCGUUAUUCUUUGGGUCAUGGCGCUUCUGGUGCUGUAUGCGAACAACGCCAACGAUGCAGAUGAGGACAUUACUGCAAUGCGGACUACCGUCGGAGCGUACCUCGUAGCCCGCUUCACGACCCUCAAUGUAUUCCUUGUCACCUCGUUUGCAGCGUAUCAGCACCGCACACAGGCCCGGAUCAUGGCUGGGUUCAUGUUUGUCGGUCUUCUCAUUACCAUUCCGCUUUUUCUUGAGGACAUAAACAUUCGCGCAAAAGCCGCCAUCGUUGCCGUGGGCAUCUUCUAUCAAGAGGCGACAUGGGCGCUUACUCUGAGUCCCUGGAUCAAGGCUAAGCUACAUUUGACUUAUAGCACUGCAGUUGACAUUGCGCACGAGAUUGACCGAAUGGGCGCUUUCUUUAUCAUCAUCCUCGGCGAGUUUGUAUACAGCAUCAUUGUUGGCAACAAGACGGGCAUUGGCUUGACUUCAGGAUACGCCAAGGCUGUCUGCACGCUGAUUAUUGCGUUCGUGCUGAACUGGGUAUAUUCCAGCGGCGAUGGCAGUAUUCGCGCAACACAUCCGAUCCGACGAUCUGCUUGGACAGCCUUUGGCUUCUUUCUCCUGCAUCUACCUCUAUCAGCAUCGUUUCUCAUCGGAGGCCACAUCGCCGCUGCGAGCACUGCGAUUGAAGAGUUUGAAGACGGGCAGCGCUGGCUUCUUGGCGGAGGGCUUGGAGUUGGUAUGUUUUGUCUCUGGAUCUACGGGAUGUUAUACAGGGUCGAAGGGGAGUGCACUCUUUUCAUGGGACAGACGACACGGAUCAGUAUGAGGUUGAUAAUUGCGAUAAUUCUUGUCGUUAUUCCGGAGUCACAUAACCAUCUCAACGCUGAGAGUUUUAUGUUUGUUAUCAUGGCUCUGUUUGCUUUCCUCUUGAUAUGGGAGACCAUUGGGGGCUUAUCCAGGACUUCCAAGUUCUUUGAGCCUUGGACGAACAGAAAUCCGCCGCCGGAGGAGGAUGACAGAGAAGGCUUGGCGGGCGAGUAAUGGGAUUGUAAGGCACCUUUCAGAAAAGGAAUUGGCAUAUUGGAUCGUGUUCGGAUCAUAGAGAAUGAUAGUGGGACCCUUAUUAUGCAGGACAUUGAUUGACUUGAAGCUAUAGUGCACCGCCACAGUAAGCGAUCGCCACUGUCUGCGUCAUUCGUGGCGUAUGCUAGGUAUAAUGAAGCUUUCAGGAAGCCGCGGGUUCAAUAUGACUGAUACCUUCUUUUGGAAUCUGGAGGAA
This is a messenger RNA of Fusarium verticillioides 7600, 1784 nucleotides long. RefSeq lists its product as hypothetical. The record is from RefSeq and is a predicted model, not a curated record. Lineage: Eukaryota; Fungi; Ascomycota; Sordariomycetes; Hypocreales; Nectriaceae. The transcript is spliced from 2 exons. The coding region runs from base 209 to 1546 and encodes 445 amino acids.